AUGAAGUCGGUUUGCGUUUGCUUCCUUCUCCUCGCCGUUUCCACCGCAUUGGCGGCCGACUCGGUUCUGUACAGGUUGUGUAAGAAUUUCGUUGGGGCGCAAAAUAUGUGGAAGGCGGAAGGAAAGUGUCCUAGAAGCUUCAAACAGGGCGAAGAAGCGGCCUGUAACGUAAGUGCGGACUCUUCAGAACACUUAUACGUUGCUACACGAGAGACGGUGUUAAGGGCAGGUUGAUUCAAAAGCUCGCAAAUUUGCAAGUGGAACCAGAAACCUGGGACACGCUAAAUUUUGAAAAAAUACCCAUAACGUUCGAGUACUGAAGCCAAAUGGGAUGAAGCUUUACAUAGCUUAUUCCUGGAGGCUGAUUAACACUUGUGUAGAAUUUCAUGACAUUUGGAAAGAAACCCCCCGAGAUAUGAUCGAAAAAUGGGGUGGAAAAAAAACCUGGGACGCACUGUAUCUCGGCGCAGAUAUUGGUCUUAUUUUCUGUUAAAAUUUCCGAUGACCUUGUGCGGUGUAAAAAUAAGUAUUUUUAGGACCUCGAGAACUUCAAACCGCCGUAUGAAAACGAUGAACAAGAGCGAAACAUUAUGAUGGGAGUAAUGGGAUGCAGGGUAACAAGAUGCGAACUCACCGACGAAUAUUGCGAAAGUAACAAAGCCACACUUGAUCGCCUAUCCCCGAAACAAAGUAGGCAAUGAAUAAAUGCGAAUGAAUAAAUUAAAACCGUUGAUGAUGGAAUUUCUUGUACUAGUCGCGUUUGCAGAGUCGUCGGAGUGA
Bursaphelenchus xylophilus (pine wood nematode) is the source of this 780-nucleotide messenger RNA. The record is from the annotation of a GenBank genome assembly. NCBI's taxonomy places the organism in Eukaryota, Metazoa, Nematoda, Chromadorea, Rhabditida, Aphelenchoididae.